Messenger RNA from Dinoponera quadriceps, 2991 nucleotides. Its product is annotated as glycerophosphodiester phosphodiesterase domain-containing protein 1-like. NCBI's taxonomy places the organism in Eukaryota, Metazoa, Arthropoda, Insecta, Hymenoptera, Formicidae. Gene Ontology annotation, molecular function: phosphatidylcholine lysophospholipase A1 activity; phosphoric diester hydrolase activity. Gene Ontology annotation, biological process: glycerophospholipid catabolic process. The transcript is spliced from 7 exons. Bases 130 to 1077 code for a protein of 315 amino acids. The record is from RefSeq and is a predicted model, not a curated record. Gene Ontology annotation, cellular component: endoplasmic reticulum membrane.
CAAAGCGACGACACUUGUCGUCUGCUCCGUCCGUCACUGCCGCCGUUCCUCCGCUGCGUCUAUUUUGCAUUAUCCCAACUCAUCGUCGCGUCAGCGGAAUGUACGAAGGUGGAUAAAAAGCGAGCCAGGAUGUUGCUGUACACGCUGAUCGGCGGUUACAUGCUGACCUCGAUGAUACUGUUUAAAUAUCCUACUCUGCUUCACAAAAAAAAGAAAGUGAAGUUUCUGUGCCAGCACAUUAGCCACCGGGGCGGAGCGGGCGAGAGCUAUGAGAACACGAUGUGCGCAUUUAAACGAGCGGUGGCGAUCGGGACUCAAAUGUUGGAGUUGGACUGUCACCUCACGAGAGACGGCGAAGUCGUGGUCUCGCACGAUCAGAAUCUCUUUCGUAGCACCGGCGUGGACAAGAACAUCUCCGAGUUGGAUUACAAAGAUUUGCCGCUGCUGAAACAGCGUUUACCGAUCGAUUUUGAUCCAGAUGUGGAGUAUGUUGGUUCCGCGAGGGAGCAGGAUCGGCGGUUCGCGCUGCUGCGAGAAGUCUUCGAGACAUUCCCCAAUAUUCCUAUUAACAUUGACAUUAAGAUCAAUGAUGAUCGACUUAUAUCAAAAGUUUCCGAUCUGAUAAAAGAAUACAAGAGAGAGGAAUAUACCGUUUGGGGAAACUUUAGCGAUGAAGUCACACAGAAAUGCUAUAAAAUGAAUCCAAGUGUGAACUUGCUAUUUUCGAUGCAGCGUGUGACAAUGUUGAUACUUCUUAUGUAUACCGGUUUGUUGCCGUUUGUACCACUGAAGGAAACACACCUCGAAAUCUUUUUACCUUCGAUCUAUUUACGCCGUACAGGUGGCCCAAGUCCAACAUUUUUACCGUUGGAAAAAUUAGUUGUACGUACAAUUAAUGUACUACUAAUGAGACCGUGCUUAUUUAAUCAUUUAAGAGCACGAGGCAUACAUGUGUACUUUUGGGUUUUAAACAAAGAUGAAGAGUUCAAGAAAGCAUUCGAGCUUGGCGCAACUGGCGUAAUGACGGAUUAUCCGACGAGGUUGAAGUUAUUUUUGAAGAAUCACGCGAUGGAAUAAGAUGCUGGUGAUAUAUUUUAUUGUUUUCAAGGACCCAGCAUCCGCCAUUAGGCAGCACGAACUAUCGAGGUAGUUCGCGGAAUUAUUUACGUACGAAAAAGAGAUAUCCGCCAUGAUAUAUGUCAGAAACAUAUAUGAGCUAUACAGAGUAGUAUAUUUUUUAUAAGCGAAGCAGAACUACUCGCUUAUGUUCUGUGUAUAAAUGCCAACUUGAACGACUUUUGCCACAAUUGUUUUGACAUAAGAAGCUCUCGUACAAAUCGAUUUACUACAGAGAUCUGCACAUUAUAAUCUGUUAUAUUAUGUUAAUCAUACAGAUCUACGAAAUGCUAUUUUAACUCUGGCCUCUUAAAUUUCUUCUCUUUCUCUGACCGAUGAAAAAACCUAUUAAAUAAGUUUCAUAUUAGUCUAUUUUAGUUUGUACUUUUAUUCCAACGAUUACUUUUCAUACGAUCCAUGAUAUUUUACCUACCUAAUUAAAGUACAAUCUAUUCAUAGUUUCAUUGAACUUUUCGUAUCGUAUACCUCUUUAUAUUAUAAUCCGAAGAGAUAUUUUUUUGGCAUAGCUUCUUUUUCCGCACAAAUUUUCUUACCGGCAGAUUUCAUGAAUUUAUUUGCACAUCCUAAUAAAGCCUGAAGCAUAUCCCAGUUUUAGGUACAAAAUACCUUAUUAAUUACUAUAUCUCCCUGGGGCCAGUAUGUUAGUUUAGCCCAGCAUACAAAGGCUUCAAAUAACAUAGUCUGAUCUAUGAUGCAUUUGUUACAUAAUUUUUAACAUUUUCAUAGAUUCACGAAGAAUAUAUUUUGUGUGAAAAAAGGUCGAGUUAUGCUAUCGAGAGAGAGAGAGAGAGAGAGAGAGAGAGAGAGAGAGAGAGAGAGAGAGAGAGAUCGUGAUGUCUUUAGAAUAUACAUGGGUGUGAUACAAGAAAAUUCCCACUUGGUAAAUGAAUGUGAUAAAAAUAGUAUCAGUUUCAUAAUAUUGAGAAAACCUAUCAUGUGACUAGUUCUAUUAAAUAAAAAGGAAAUUUAUGUACACUUGCAAAUUGUAUUUGGUACGUGUCUAUGAUAUUUACAUCAUGUCAGUAUUAGCUUCAUAUAUAUUUGCAUACAGGGCAUUUUACAGCCGAUAUAACUUAUAUAAUUGUCUAUGAAUAUCUAUAUGUUGAAUAUCCGUACUUUUCUAAUCUUUUAAAUGUUGAGAUAGAAAAUUAUACACAGUUGUUAUGUUACGUGGAACAUAUACGCAAGCUUUUUUACUGCAUGCUCAUAGAUAUAACUUUUGUUAAAUUUAACUGCAGUUUGCACAUUUGUAAGAAAUGAAAUAAUACACACACGGUAUCUUUUCUAAAAAUUUCAUAUAUCAUAUGUAUGUAUUAUAAUUUAUAUAAUUAGAGUUUUGAUAAAAGAUCCAUGCGUAUAUAUAUGUGCCAUAACAUAUAUAGGAUACAUACACAUGUGUGAUAAAAAAAAUAUAAAAGAAAUUUGGAGAAGAUAUCGAUAUUUAUAAUUGUAAGAAAUAAAAAAAAUAUUCUAUACACAUAUAUGCUGCCCCAUGGGACAGUCUCGAAGAAUUUACGUGUGAUAUACACGUUUUUUGUUGAACGUGUUAAUAUAAUUCUGUUAAAUUUUAUCAUUUUUUCAUUUAUAUUAUGAAUAAAUGUGUGUGUAUAUACACACACACACAUAUGUACAUGUAUAAACCCUCUAAGUUGUGCAAGUUCUUUUAUCUGAUUUAGAUUUAAUUAAAAGUAUUAUUGGACAUUUCUGUAUUACCAUUAGGAAAACUAAUAUAAUAGGUGUGAUGAAUAUAAUAGGAAUGAAAUAGAUAAUGUAAUCUAGUAAAUGUUUAAUUUACAGUUCAUUUAUAAAUUUAUAUACAUAUAUAGAUAUGUGUCGCAGACAGGAAUUAUAUAU